This is a messenger RNA of Phlebotomus argentipes, 2628 nucleotides long. RefSeq names its product adenosylhomocysteinase-like 1. Gene Ontology annotation, cellular component: cytosol. Gene Ontology annotation, biological process: L-methionine cycle. Bases 776 to 2140 code for a protein of 454 amino acids. The transcript is spliced from 5 exons. The record is from RefSeq and is a predicted model, not a curated record. NCBI's taxonomy places the organism in Eukaryota, Metazoa, Arthropoda, Insecta, Diptera, Psychodidae.
UCUUUAUCUCUCUACUCUCGCGGCUUGACGCCAUGGCAAAUAUAUUUCGCAACUGGGCACUAUCGCACACUCGCAAACGGCGAAAGAUUAGGCUCAGCCCUCUUGACGAUCCAGGAGAGUCUCCAGAAGAGCACCGAAUUUCCAUUGAUGGCGAGAAGUGGAGCAAUAGAGCGGCUUUAUUUAUUUACUCUCUCGGUUACUGACUCGAUUGGUAUAAUUGAUGAGGGCAGAAAUAUCCAGAAAGUGAAAAGCAGACAAAGAGAAGCCAGAAAGUGGUGGACAAAAGCAGUUUUGAGAGGAAACUUCUACAAGUCAAUGGUUAAACAGAUGGGAAAAGUAUUUACUAAUCCAGAUAUUGUAUCGUGAUUUGCUUCUUGGCAAUUGAGAUUUCAGAAGAGAGAAUUUUGUGUUGAUCUAGUGGCCAAGUAAUGAAAGACAAGAACUGUCGCCGGGCGAAAGGGAGUGCCAAUCGACGUGAGAACAUGUGGAGAAUGUGUGGUGGGAAAAGUGCUUUGCUGAAAUUGAUAGAGGCGAAUUAAAGUUGAGAGACAAAAGAGUGCACAACUACAAGACGAGGUAUUAACACGUCGCUCGAAUUAAAUUCCUAAUUAAAUAUUGAUACUCCUCCAACAUUGGCACACCGGUUGGCCGUCUCAGCCGUGCAGUGUUGCUCAAAUUGUCGCGUCAGGCAGUGCUUUAGUUAACUAAAGUCCCUCUUCAACUAGUCUUCUGUAGUGUGUUUAGUUUGGGAGAUAGGAAAUUUCCACCUGAGACCAUGUCUUCCUAUACUGGCAGCAGUUCGGAGGAUGAGAGUUCACCGCGCGAGAAGACGCAGAAGAAUUCAUCGGGAUUCACGGACUUUUGUGUGCGCAACAUCAACCAACAUGCUUUUGGACGGCGUGAAAUUGAGAUUGCCGAGCACGAGAUGCCCGGAAUUAUGGCACUGCGGAAGCGUGCGUGUGAUGACAAGCCGCUGAAGAAUGCCAAGAUUGUCGGGUGCACGCAUAUCAAUGCCCAGACUGCGGUUCUUAUUGAAACUCUGGUGGAAUUGGGGGCCACAGUGCGCUGGGCAGCGUGUAACAUCUAUUCUACGCAGAAUGAAGUGGCGGCCGCCCUGGCUGAGGCUGGGUAUGCCGUGUUUGCGUGGCGCGGAGAGACGGAGGAGGACUUCUGGUGGUGCAUCGAUAAAUGCGUGAAUGCAGAGAAUUGGCAACCGAAUAUGAUUCUGGAUGAUGGUGGCGAUGCUACGCAUCUCAUGCUCAAGAAGUACCCAGCCAUGUUCAAACUGGUGCGCGGCAUCGUUGAAGAGAGUGUCACAGGUGUCCAUCGGCUGUAUCAACUGUCGAAGGCUGGGAAGCUCUCAGUGCCUGCUAUGAAUGUCAAUGACUCGGUGACCAAGACCAAGUUCGACAAUCUGUACAGUUGCCGUGAAUCCAUCAUCGACAGUCUGAAGCGCUCCACGGACAUCAUGUUUGGCGGGAAGCAGGUGGUGAUCUGUGGGUAUGGCGAGGUGGGCAAGGGCUGCUGUCAGGCGCUGAAAGGAUUGGGCUGCAUUGUGUACAUCACGGAGAUCGACCCGAUUUGUGCUCUGCAGGCCAGCAUGGAUGGCUUCCGCGUGGUGAAACUGAACGAAGUGAUCCGCAAUGUGGACAUCGUGAUCACGGCCACGGGGAACAAGAAUGUGGUGGUGCGUGAGCACAUGGAUAAGAUGAAAAGUGGCGCGAUUGUGUGCAACAUGGGACAUUCCAAUACGGAGAUUGAUGUGAACAGUCUCCGGACGCCGGAUCUGACGUGGGAGAAGGUGCGUUCGCAGGUGGAUCACAUUGUGUGGCCGGACGGUAAGAGGAUCAUUCUGCUGGCUGAGGGUCGUCUCGUGAACCUCUCCUGCUCCAGCGUGCCCUCGUUCGUUGUCUCCAUCACGUCGGCGACACAGGCGCUCGCGCUCAUUGAGCUCUUCAACGCCCCCGCGGGGCGCUACAAGUCAGACGUGUAUCUGCUGCCCAAGAAGAUGGAUGAAUACGUGGCGAGUCUCCAUCUACCAACAUUCGAUGCCCACCUGACGGAGCUCACGGACGAGCAGGCCAAGUACAUGGGCCUCAACAAGGCGGGACCUUUCAAGCCCAAUUAUUACAGAUAUUGAGAGGCGGGAAGGAUGCAGUAUCCUUGGCGCAAUUAAGAGUAUUUCUCAAUCUUUAUUUUUUUUCUUCAACUCGGCAAGAAAGCAUUUUAUUCUGAUGCAUUUUUCCUCAACUUAUAUACUUUAAUGAGCAGAUAGAGAGAUUCUUUUGUCUCUUAUUUUUUAACAUUUUUUUCCCUCCCCACACUAAUCUUUUAGUACGUAUAGUAGUUGUGAAACUUAGUCAAUUGAGAGCUGAUCAGCUCUCGAAGGUUGGGACGAUAACGAAUAAAGUAUGUAAAUUCCGUUUGCGAAGGUUUCGAAGGGCGCUGAGUGGGUUUGUUGUAUGAUAAGGACGCGUAUGUACUUACAUAUGUCUUCUUGAUGUCUAUAAUCAAUCCCAUUAGGUCUCUUCAGUGACUAAGAUAUAUACCCAAGAAGGACGAGAAUGUCAUGCGGAGAAUGAAUUUAUUUGUAAAAAUUUUUAGAAUGAUCAGAAUUCAGUUGAAUAA